Molecule: messenger RNA, 12943 nt
Organism: Musca vetustissima
Lineage: Eukaryota; Metazoa; Arthropoda; Insecta; Diptera; Muscidae
Gene: Apoltp
Exons: 16
Coding region: 6-12929 (4307 amino acids)
Biological process (GO): lipid transport
Molecular function (GO): lipid carrier activity
Source: RefSeq, a predicted model, not a curated record
GCAACAUGAAGCUCAAAGCGCUAAGAAGCGCCAGCUUCCUAUUGUUAGUACUAGUAAUCUCAACAGCCUCGGCUGCCAGACAAAACCCCCUCAAGAAUCCCAAAGUCUGUGGUCGUCCCCAGUGUGAUAAUCAAAACAAUAAAUUCGGCUACAGCGACAAUAUCUACAAAUACGAAUACAAUGCCCAGGUGACCACUGAAUUUGCCGGCACCGGUGACGAUACCUCCGAUUUAACGGUUAAGGCUGAUGUUGAGCUCCUGUUCCCCAAGCCAUGUGAAGGUUUCUUGCGCAUUACCUCGGCCCAUUUGUCGGAUGACAAAAAUGGUGCCGGUGAACAUGCCAAGACCCCUGCCUUGCAGCAAGAUCUCACCAAGAACGUUUUACGUUUUGAUUUCCAUGAUGGUCUCAUCAAUGAAGUUUGUCCCGAUCAAACUGAACCUGCUUGGGUAUUGAACUUCAAGAAGGGUAUCUUGUCCGCUUUUCAAAAUACCAUGUUGCGUUUUGAUGUUGAUUUCAAUACCACCGAAACUGAUGUUUCCGGUACCUGUGGUGUUCAAUAUACUUUGGCUUCAACCGAUAAUGCCUUUGUUACCAUUCGCAAGGAAAAGGAUAUUCGUAGCUGCCACAGCCGUUUCUCCACCCACUCGUUCUUGCAAACUGUUCCAUACACCUUCAGUGGUGGUGACAAUAGUGUCUUCCCUGUUUUGGAUACUCAAAGUUAUUGUAAUCUGACCAUUGAUAACCACAUCUACCGUGAAAUCAACUGCUUUGAACGUCAUCAAUUGAUCCCCUUCUCGAAGAAACAAUCUGGUGCCGUCACCACUGUUCACUAUAGCUUGGUCUUCAAGGGAGAACAAAACUAUAGCCCCGGUGAAUUCUUGGAUCAAAAUGCCAAGGACAUCAAGAAACGUUCCCCACUCACCUUCGAUCACACUCCCUCGGUUAAACCCACCCAUGGUGAAAUCAAGGCCUCUCGUGAACUCUUGAAGCAAAUGUGUGCCGCCGGUUCCCCAAAAAUCCAACGUGAAUUCAUUGAUGUCUUCACCAAGUUCUUGCAGACAACCAAACACUUGGACUACAAAGCCUUGAAUCAAUUGUUGCAACGUUCCGGCAGCAUUUGUGCCAAUGGAAGAAACCACGUUUUGGAAUCCUUGCCCUACAUUGGCAGCACCGCCUCCUACCAGGUGAUGCGCGAUCAAAUCGUUGACGAUAAAUUCGAUGAGAAAAUUGCCCGCAGCUGGAUGACUUCCAUGUCGUUCAUCCAAAGACCCGAUGAGACCACCUUGGACACCUUCUUCACCAUUUUGGAAUUCUCCCGCAAGAAGGCCAACGCUGAAUACACCUUGGGUGCCUCCGCCGUUGUCCACAACUACUGCAAACACCAUGAAAACUGUGGCCAAAACAACAAAAUCAAGCGCAUUGUCAACCUCUUGGAAACCGAAUUCUUGAGCUUGUACAACAUGUUCAAGGGUGAGAGACGUAACCGUGAACGUAUGGUUGUCAUCUUGAAGGGUUUGGGUAACAUUGGUGUCAUCUCGGACAGCUUUGCCGCUCAACUCCAGGACAUCAUCAGCACCGAAUCCAAUAACUUGGAAUUGCGUUUGGAAUCCGUUUUGGCCUUCCGUCGUGUCGACUGCAUGAAAUACCGUCAAUUCUUCUUGGACAUCUACGCCAAAUACAAUUUGAACUCCGAAGUCAGAACCCUUGCCUAUUUGCAGGCUAUGCGCUGCCCUGACUACCAAUCUGUGGGUCGCAUCAAGCAAAUUUUGCAACGCGAAGAAGUCAACCAAGUCGGCUCUUUCGUCUACUCCCACCUCAAGAAUUUGGCCAAGUCCUCCUCACCCACCCGCAUUGAAGUCCAAGGUCUCUUGCAAGCCGAUGACCUCCCCGACAAAUUCAAAAUGGACAUUCGCAAGUUCUCCCGCAACUACGAUUUCUCCGUGUUCUUCGAUGAAUACAAUGUAGGUGCCACCACCGAUUUGAAUGUCAUCUUCGGAACUGACUCCUAUUUGCCACGCAUGGCCAACUGGAACUUCACUACCGAAUUGUUCGGCCAAUCUGUCAACUUCUUUGAAAUCUCUGCCCGUGCUGAAGGCUUCGAACAGGCCAUUUCUGGUUUGUUCGGUGCCCAAGGUCCCUUCAAUGCCGAAUUCUUCGGCGAGAAAUUGGCUUUCCUCACCAACAUGGUCAACCCCGAGAAUCCCGAAGGUGCUGGUGCCCUCAACAACUACUUGAACUUGGAUAACUUCCGUUUCAAGCGUGAUGUUGAAUCUACCCAAGAUCAUUUGGUCGAAGAGGUUGAAGAAGACAACUACAACUUCGAAGAGGAAUUGUACAGACCCCGUCGUGCUGCCCCACCUGCCCGCAACCGUAAACAACAAGUCCGCAAGCAGGUUAAGGAUAUCGGCUACCAAACCGACAACAACCACGGCAAACAAAGUGCCCAAAUCGGCUUGAGAAUCUUCGGCAAUGACGUCCGUUAUUACUCUAUGGAAGAAGCUAUGGAAUUGUUCGACCGUUUCAAGGACUUCGAUCCCAUUGACCACAUCUCCAAAUUGUUGAGUGGCCAAGAGGUUACCUUCAGCAAGAGCCGUGUAUUCCUCGAUACCUCCUACAAUGUCCCCUUGGCUGUCGGUUUGCCUUUGGCCAUCCAUGCCUAUGGUGCCUCCUCCGUCGAUAUGCGCAUGUUCGGCAACUUCGAAAAGUUGGGAGCUGAAGAAGAACUGAACUACGAUGUCAAUGGCAAGUUCAAGCCUUCCGUGUCCGUCGAUGUCAUUACCUCCAUGCAAUCUGACUUCUUCUAUGCCGGCACCGGUAUCAAGGUCAAGAGCAACGUCUACUCCAACUCCGAAAUUGAAGUCAGCUUGAAGAUCCGUGGCAAGAACGAUGUGUCCUUCACCUUCGAUUUGCCACAAGAAACCAACGAAAUCUUCAGUGCCCGCUCUGAACUCUUGGUCCUCUACAAGGACAAGGAAGUACCCCAAAAGGGUAUUGAACACCGUCGCUCCAACAACACCUGCACCUGGCCUGUUUUGGAGAAGGCUAUCGGUUUGCAAUUGUGCUCUGACUUCAGUGUACCCGAUGUCACCGCCGGCGGUGAAGACAAGGUUUACCCUGGUCUUUUGCUCAGCGGUCCCAUGGAAUUCAAUGUUAAAUUGAAGAAAUCCGAUCCUUCUGCCCACAAAUAUGUCUUCGACUACAAAUUCGAAAAGAAGACCAAGGAUGAUUCUGUGUGGUCCCUCAAAUUCCACACUCCAGGCUCUUCGGUCAAACGUGAAGCUCUUACCAAGGUCGUCAGCCAACGUGACAACUUCAAAGCCACCUUGUCGAUGGUAAGCGGACGCUCCGAAGUUGCUGCCGGCUGCAAUUACCAAAAUCAACCCAACGAUCGUCGUUUGGAUGUGUACAUGGACACCAAUGGCAAGAGGAACUUCGACCUCAAUGUCCAACUUGUCCGCUGGCAAGAUCGCACCACCCUAAUGUACAAACCCAAGAUGUUGUUGGCCAUCAAUGGCGUCAAUGUCACCGGUUUGAUUGGCAGCAUUCGUGUGAACGAAAAGAAUGGCAUCUCCCAGAAUGGCUUUGAGCUGUCCUUCGAGACCAAGAAAUUGCAGGCUGUCGUUAAGGGCGAAUAUGUCCAAAAUGAGGUGACCACCUCCACCAAUUUGUCCAUUAACUAUCGCUUCCAAUCGAACAAGGUUGAGACCAUUAACUUCGAAGCCAAAUUGCAGAAUACUGGCGAUAAGUCCAAGACCGAAUAUCAAGGUAAUGCUAAAUUGACCUCCUCGGCCUAUCCUAAAUUGAACUUUAUCGGUGAUGCCACCUGGCUCAGCUUGCAAGGACACACUGAGGGUAAACUGACCUUCAACACCGGUCCCAAAUUCUUGGACACCAAACAGGCUAGCACCUUGCGUUUGAUCUUCGCACGCAACUACAAUGAAGAUCAGGCUGCUGAGGGUUCCCACACCAGAGCCAGUUUUGAAAUUAAGGUACCCAAAUCCAAGAUGGACUACAAGAUUUCAUUCAAACACGAAGAACGCACCAAGAACGGUACCGAACACAAUGUUGUUUUGGGUCUACGUUACGCCCCCGAAAAGGAAGCCACCGGUUUGUUCUCCAUCCACUUGCCCAGACGCAACCUCUUCGCUGUCGAUGCCUACUUCAACAUUACCGUACCCGAAUUCGAUUCCUGCACUGCCCGCUUGAAGUUGACCGAAGCCCCCGCCAAGAACUACCAAGUCAAUCUUAGCGGUUCCUGGUUCACUGGUCACUCCGUUUCCGUCAAGGGUAACUACAAGGACAAGAGCUCUCGUGUCCAAAGCUUGCACAACAUGAAGAUCAUUGUGGAGAGUCCUUCCUUCAAGCCAACCACUAUCAACGUGGUAUAUCGCCGCAACCAACAGCUAUUCUCCUUCGAUGUCCAAUCGAAAUACGACAAGGAUCCCUACGCCCUGACCGUGCAAUACAACGAGAAUGCUGCCAACAAGAACAGCAACGGUGAGUUGCGUUUGAAACUCAAGGAUAAGGAAUACUGGGCCAUUGCCAAGCUGUCGGAACAACCCAAGUCUUUGCAAGUUGAAAUCCAUUUGGACAAAUUGCGUGAUAUCCACAUCAAGGCCAAUGUCGUCGAUUUGGACAAACGUAAGGAACUGAACUUCGAAUUGAAAUGGGAUGCCAACCGUGAUCCUGCCCAACGUUUGGCCUUGUUGGUCGAAUUCAACAACCCCGGCAAUGAUCGUUAUGAUGGCAAUGUCAUGAUCACCUAUCCCGAUCGCACCAUCAGUGCUGGCUUCGAAGCCUUUACCGGUGGCCCAGAAUACCAUGGUUCGGCCCGUCUUAGCUGGAGCACCAAUGAUUUGAUCACUUUCAGCUACAACGUUGGUCUGAUGCCCGGCAAGGAAAUCAACAACUGGGUCCAUGCUGAACUCAACACUCCAUUCCAAGGCUGGCGUCGCAACAGUUUGAAGGCCGGUCUCUACAGCAGCGAUAACUUGUGGUUGGCCAACUCCACUUUGCUGUGGGCCGACAACCAAGAGCUCGACCUUACCUUCAAGGCUGAUCACAAAAUGCAAGGUCCCGUCAUUAGCGUUGACUUCUUGGUCGGCGUUAACAGUACCGUCAAGGGCAUUCCUGAGGCCAGUGUUAAAUUGAGCCACUACCAAGACAAGAAGAAGUACGAUACCUUGGUCUCGCUGAUCUACUCCGGCCCCGUCGAACUCAACGAAUACAGCAUCAAAUCCGUGUGGGAGGUAACCAAGAGCGGUCCCACCGAUAACAUUUCCGGUACCGUCUUGAUUGUGACACCCUUCGAAGGAUACCGCAAGGGUGGUUUGGCUGCCCAAUUGAGCCUGAGCGACAAGCACGACAUUAAGGGUGCCGCCACUCUGGACUUUGAAAACCGCCAAUUCACCUUCAACGUUGAUGGCUACAUUCGCAAGUUGGCCGACAGCAAGUUGACCAUCUACAUCACCACCCCCUUGGAGAAAUACCGCAACUUGGAAGCCCGCUUCGGUUUGAACGAGAAACAACGCCACGUUGUUGCUGAAGUUCGCUCCCCUGAUGGUGCCUUGGGUGUUGAGAUUUUGGCUGACUUCGUUUCGCUCAUGGACUUCGAUGUCAAAUUGAGCGUUGCUACCCCCAUUGAGAACUUCAAGCAGGCCGCCGUCGUUGCCAAGGUUAAGCCCACAACUGUUGAUGUACGCGGUACCUACAACAACGCCACCUUGGGCUUCACUGGUGUCUGGCGCAUGGACAGCGUUACCGACUUCGAAUACUCUUACACCGUCUACACACCCUUGGCCGGUUUCGAAGAGAGCGGCUUUGUCGCCAAAUUCGUUGCCAAGGAUGAAUUCGUUUUGGAAUUGCACGGUCGCCUGGCCCAACACAAGGGUGGUGUCAAGAUUAACGGUCAUCCCAAGUCGAAAUUGUUGAAACAAUUGGGCGGCAACAAGGUCCAAUUGGAGGUGUUGUACGAUGACGAUUUCCGCCCAACCGGUGUUGAUCCUCGCGAUUACGAUCCCAGCCAAGUCGACUACAAUGAAUUCAUGUCGUACACCGUUAACUUCGAAAUCGAUCCCGUUGUCUUUGACAGCAUCCACGGUGGUGUUGAUAUCCAAGAGGUUUUGGACUUCUAUUUGGUUGUUGGUCAUGUCCAAUGGCCUGAGGGCAGAAUUGAUUUCAAGGAUCGUCUAUACUAUCCCGACUACGUUAACGCCUUGAAUGUCUUCACCGUGAACACUCCCUUCGAAUCGGUACGCGAAUUCAAAUCCAUUAUCCAAUACAGCGUGGACUUGAACACCUUCACUUUCUCUGAGAAUGUUAAAUUCGUGUUGCGUGACAGCACUGCCGAACCUAAGAUCACCUCCCUACAAGUUGAAUACAAGAAAUUGACGGAUUCCGUUAAGCCCAACGAACACAGUGUCGAAAUUGUCAUCAAGACUCCUUUGAUUGUCUUGUCGGAAAUGAGCGUAACCGGUAAACUGCAAUUGGAGGAGAAUGUCUAUCGCGGUAAUAUUACCUCACGUACACCCAGCACUUUUGUUACCUUGGCUGCUGCUUUGGAGAUCGAAGAGAACUUCACCGAAUCCUCGGUGGACUUCAUCUUGAACACCGAUGUUGUACCCUACUACGCCUGCCGUGCCUACUUCAAGAACGACUUCAACGAUAAGGACAACACCGUCGACUUCCAAUUGUCGGUCACCGACAACGAUGUCGUCAACGAAAUCAAGGUUGGCACUGCCUGGCACAAGGACCCCGCCCACUUGGUUGAUGUGAAGGGUCACAUUUCAACCACCAUGUUGCCCUUGAAAUUGGCCGAAACCUCCUUGAAGGUUCUCACCCAACCCAACCCUGAAUUGAGCUUCGAUUUGACUGUCGUUGGACGCAAUGGUGAACGUGUCGACUAUGGCACCCGUGCCAGCAAGAAGAGCGAUGCCAUCGAUGUUGAGGUCUGGACUCCCAUUGAGGACUUCCGUAACAUCUCCAUGCACGGCUCCCUGACCCAAUCGCCCAACAAUCCCAACGAAUACAGUGUCAGUGGUAAAUUGUACCGCAACACCCACACCUACGGUCUCAAUGGUAUUAUCAAGAUGGCCAAUGGCUAUCCUGCCGAUACCCGUCUACGUGUCCAACCUGCUGCUGGUGGCCCUGAUGGUGUCAUCGAAUUCAGCGUUUCCGAACCUCAAGGCAAUAGCAAGGGCUACAACUUCCAAUUCAGUGCCAUCCAAGAGGGUAAGAUGUGCCAGAUUUCUGGUGGUUACUCGGCUAGCGAUGAAGCCGGAGUUGACUUCUCCAUGUUGGUUGAGUCCUCCGUGCCCGAAUUGAAACGCAUCAACUUCAAUGGUCAAUUCCGCCCACGCGGCAAGGGCCACACCGUUGGUGAUGUUGCCUUGGAAACCCCCUGGAAGGAAUUCGGUAUUGAAAAUGUGAAAUUGCACUCCGACUUGAACCUGAAGAAGGAUGGCGGUAAGGUGGCUGGUGAAUAUCGCAUUGGCGAAAAUGUCGGUCGCGGUAGCUGCUCAUGGACCUGGAUUUUGGCUGAAAACAUGCAAUUGGCUUUGGAAUCGCAUUUGCAACGUCCCAACACUAAGGCCCGCAAUGUCUAUGCCAGUGCCAAGUAUUUGAAUCCCAAGAAGGACUUCCAGAAAUUGUCGACCGCUGUGAAAAUGGACGUCGAUUCACAAUGGAAAUUGGAAGCUAACGGUACCUUGAAUUAUCGUUCUCAAGAUGAUAUUCAAGCUGCUUUGGUUACCUCCUUGCCUAAACCAGUUGGUGAUACUCACAAUCUGAACUUCCGUUAUCGCGGUAAUUUGAUUGCCAAGAAGGGUGUCAAACCGGAAUUCUUCAUUGAAGGCAAAUACAAAUCGAAGGAUGCUCAGAAGAAUUGUUUGGGUCGUGUAUCGUACAAGAAUGCUACCGAUUUGCAAGCUUUAGCUCAUUUGGAAUGGGGAGAGAAGAAGGAUGUUUCCGUCGUUGAAGGUGAUUUCCAUAUGUUGAGAAAGAACAAGGUACGCCGUGAAUUCUAUACGAAAUUGGUGACACCCAAAUACAAGGAUGAGGAUACUUUCUUGGUGAAGGGUAGCUAUGAUUUGGCUGAUAAAUUCCAUAAUGUUAUUGCCUCCAUGGCUAGUCCCGCCUCCAACCAAUUGGCUGAUUUGAACAUGGCCUUCAGAGAUUUGAGCAAUAUGCACGGUUAUAUCAAUGCCUCCACUCCAUUGCCCACCAUGUCAUGGUUGAAGACUGAAUUUGAUUUCAAUACCAAGGGACCCAAAACCACCCGCCAUGCCCAGGCUAGCUGGCCCAACGAUAAGGCUUUCUUCAAAUCCCAGAGUACUUUCAAUGAAAAGGCUGGUCAAUCGGAGGCCAAGGGUAACAUUGAAAUCGAAGUUCCCUUGCUAAGCCGUCAUCGUGCCGAAAUCGAAUAUAACUUGCGUGAAAAGAACGGCAAUGACAAUGGUUUUGUUAAGGCCAAAUAUAAUGAUAAGCAAGUGUUGAAUGGUGUCUACAAAUCGGUUAAGGAUACUAAGGGUUCCGUGACCACUGUUACACGUGAUAUCACCUUGGAAAAUGAAAUGAAACCUUUGGGUAUUAAAUAUGUGAACAAGCAGGAUAAGGGUAAACCUGAGGAAUUGGUCGAUGUUAAACGUUUGGAGGUAUAUGAACUGAAGAAUGCUGCCAAUUUCAAGUUGUCCGGAGAAUUGACCCAUGUUACCAAACCCAAUGGUCAUGAUGUUAAAUUGGUGGCCAGCCAUCCCAACCGCACUGUGGUAUGGACCAGCAGCUAUGACAAGAGUGAACCCAAUAAGAUUAAGGGUAGCAGCCGUUUGGAAUUGUCCGAAGAUGCCUGGUUGGCCUACAAUUUGGAAUUGACCAAUAAGACUACGGAUGGUGUGGUUUCUCAUGCCUAUGUUGUGGGUCUCUCCUAUCCCAAACGCAACUUGGCCACCGAGGGUACCUACACCGUUACCGACGACCACCUUGUCUCCGAUGCCGUCUUCAAGUGGAACAACUAUUUGGACGAUGACAUGAAAUCGGUACGCACCGGUCUCGACUGGAAGAAACAACCAUUGACCGAGGGUGUUGAUUUGGACCAUCAAACUGUGGUGUUCACCAUUGGCCAUCCCUACCUCGAAAAGGACAUCACCAUUAAGGGUAAAUACUAUCGCGGUGUUGUUGAGCUCUUGAAUACCAAUCUCGUCAUUGACUAUGCCAAUGAUGAGGCCCAUGCCAUUAAAAUGGGUGCCCUGAUCAAGGACUUGCAAAAGGAAUUGGGUCAUGCCAACUACACCCUGCAGGUGUAUGCCAACCAUGAAGCCUCCGACAUUGAUUUGCAAUUCAAUGGCUCGAUGGCUGCCAAACCGGCUCACUACAAGACCGAGGCCACGGCCAGCUAUAAGAAACAAUAUUUCACCGAAAAGAGUGGCCAGUUGUUGGCUCUGCUCAAUCUCGAUGACAAAGAAUUUGAGUAUAUUCGUGUAACUCCAUCACGUAGCGUACGCCUGUAUGGUAAACCCUACAUUAAUUAUCCCAUUUAUGGUUUGAAUGCCUCCGUGUGGGAUACUCCCGAAACUAAUAACACCGGCUAUAUUUACAUUGAUCUGCUAAACAAAUAUCUACGAGCCGAAGUCAAUUUAACCGAAGAUGAUAGUCAAAAUUUGCAAAUGGUUGGCACUAUACCCGAUUCUCGCAGCGCCUAUUUGGAUAUUUGGCGUAACUAUGAAGAAAUUCGCAUAAUCGAUGUCACUUCCUAUUUGAAAAUGAAUCAUUCGCGUUUGGUAACCGGGCGCUUCCAUUGGCGUCCACAAGUCAAGGAGGAAUUGAAAGAGAAAAUAUUCACAGUUAGUUCGGGCAUUUACAGUUCCUUCUCGGAUGGUUUAGAUUUUUGGAUUAAGGCCAUCUACACAGAGGCUGUGGAUUCCAUUGACAUCAUGUGGGAUACGGCUAAGCGUUAUAAUAAUGCCUUCUUUGAUGAUCUGCGGGAGUUGUCCGAAUUGGAAGAUGACAUCACCGAACUGAGGAAUUUCAUCAAUGAAUCGUAUGAGGCCAAUGAUUUCUAUAUUAAGGAUGUUAUCAGCUUCCUUUUGGCCAUACUCGAUGAAUUGGCCAUUAAGGAUCACAUUGAGUCGUUGCCAAAGAUAUUCUCGGAAAUCUGGCAAUCGAUGGGUGAAUCUGGUAAAGCUUUACGUGAAAGUAUCAAAAGGAUGAUUGAGAACAUAAAGAGGUCCUACAAUGAGUUCUUGAUUCACGUGGGACGUUUCUUCCGUGGUGAAGGUUUACAAUAUGUAUCCGAGCUAUUGGAACAGGGCGUACACAAAUAUGAUCGCUUUGUCAAGGAUCUGCAUAUUUCGUUUAUUAAAUAUGUGGAGAAUUUGUGGUCAAAGGCCUGGGCCAAUCUCACCAAUUACUGGAAGGGUGUAUUCAAGCGUAUCGAACCACAUGUCUUCAAAUUCAUAAGUCAAAUUGAAUCCGCUUUGUGGGAUCUAAGCAAGGAGCUUUUCGAUUUCAUUUACAAACGAACAAAUGAAUUGGCUGAGUCCCCGUAUUUCAAUAAGGUAUCCAGUUUUACCCAAGAUGUGGAUCGUCUAUAUCGUGACAUCAAAUCCCAUGAUGCCAUAACAAAUAUUCGAAAAUAUUCGGUGAUUAUUUGGAAUUUCCUCAAAGAGAAAUAUUUCAAAUUGGUACCAUUCGGCACGGAACUCAACGAAGUGUUGACAGAAAUUUGGGAAGAAAUCAAGGAGCUGCAAAAGAUCGAACAAGUGGACUUUGUCGUUCAGAAAUACAAUGAAAUUAAGGAGAAAUUGGAAUGGGUUGCCAAGGAAUUGGAAUUGGAGACACGUCUACACAAAUUGUAUGCCCUGCUAUUGAAUAAAUUGCAAAAUUAUGCCAACAAUGCCUUGGAAACAGCCGAUAAAUAUCGUGAAGCGAAAACCAAGUUUAUAUUUGAUCCUGAGGCUGGCAUGAUGGAUUUGGAACAGAAAUUGCCAAUGUCAUGGCAUGCAUUCAAUGAAACGCCACGUUAUGAGGAGAUACCGGAGUUGAGGGUAUUGGCGAAGAUACAAAAUGUCUUGACCAGUACAAAUUCAUCGCUUAUCCGUUAUAUCUACAAUUUGAAAUCACAUUUGGAUCCGAAGACAUGGUUGCCACCAUAUUAUUCCCGUGCCUUGCUUAUCGAUUCCCGUCACUACAUGACCUUCGAUCAACGUUUUGUCGGUUUGAAUCUGCGCUUCGAGGAGAUGACGGAUAAUCAACGCAACAUGCAGUGUUCAUAUUUGUUGAGCCAUGAUUUCUUCCAGGGCAAUUUUACGCUGUUGUUGGAACCAUCGGUAACUGUUAGCAGUCGCGAUGUUGUAUCUACCCGGAAACUAAGUUUCAUUGCCAAUGAUCAGCUAAUCGAAAUUGAUUUGGGUACUGAUAGCAUAACCAUCAAUGGCGAUCCCACAUAUCUAUUGCCCUUGAAACUGGGUGGAGUCACCAUAACCCGCGAUUUGGAUAUCCUCACAAUAACCUCAGAUACCGAAUUCAGUUUGAGUUGCAAUGUACAAUUCGAUUUGUGUUGGUUCGAGGUUAGCGGUUGGUACUUUGGACAAACAGCCGGUCUAUUGGGCACGAUGAACAAUGAGCCCUUCGAUGAGUACACCACUUCGUUUAAUAAUAUUACCACCGAUUUGAGUGAAUUCACCGAUUCAUGGAGUGUCAAUGGUUGUAAGCAAAAAAUGAAACCUGCCACAGCUCAGAUGAUUGUGGCGCCUGAAGUCGGUGCUAUUUGUGAUCAUUACUUUAAGUCCGGCAUGUUGUCGGCCUGUGCCGAUACUGUGGAUCCCAAGCCAUUCUAUGACAUCUGUUUGGAUUUGGGUGGCAAUUCGAAUGAAGUGAAACAGGGUCAUCCGGCCAAUAAGGGUGCUUGUACAGCGGCCUUGGCCUACAUUGAGGCCUGUGCCAGUGCCAAGAUUCCGAUGAGGGUGCCGGAUAAGUGUAUUUACUGCCAACUGACCAAUGGCACCUAUGUACCGGAAGGCACCUUUGUGGAGUUAUCCGCCCCAGAAAUACCACGCAGCAGUGAUGUGGUCUUCAUUGUAGAGGCUAAACCUUGUAAUGAGAAUCUCAAGGAAAACAAAAACAUAAUGACGGUGGUCUCCACCCUGGAGGAACAGCUGCAGGCCAAUGGCUUGAACAAUAAUCGUUAUGCAGUGGUAACCUUUGGCGGUAAAGCACCCUUCGACACUCCACGCAGCAUUUAUUAUGAGAACUCUGUGUUCACCCAUGACUAUCAGAAGUUGGAACAAUACUUCGAUCACAUCAAUACCAAUAAUGGCACCAACAGUGACAUCCUGCAGGCCAUUUCAGUUGCCUCACGUCUCGACUUCCGCCCGGGAGUAUCGAAAACAUUUAUCCUACUAUCCUGCAGCAAUUGUGCCGCUGGCAACAUGCUCUUCGAUUACAGUUCCAUUUUACAAUUUAUGCAAGAGGAGGGGGUGAAUCUUCACAUUCUAGCCGAUACGGAAUUUGAAUUUGAGAAGACGCGUAAAUUGCGACACUUCUUCGGUAUGGAUCGUGAAUUGGUCUAUUCGAAGCGUUUCCCCGAAGGAGAUGCCGACACUCGUCACGCUCUCUACAUUCCAAAGAGUAAUUUAGGUAUUUGCACUCCCUUGGCCAUGGAGACAAAUGGUUCGGUGUUCAGUGCCCGUAAGUUACAACCCGAACGUAAAUAUCCCAUUAAGAGAUUGGCCACGAUAUUUGCUAAACGUGUAGCCAAGAGUGCGGUACCAUCCGAGAAUUAUACAUGUGAAUGUUCGGGCCAUAAUAGUGGAGUGGCAUAUAUGGCAUGUACACCAAGUACAUACCCCGUGGAGUCAUCGAGUUUGGAUGAUUAUGACAAUGAAUUCAGUGAUUGGGAAUGGGAUGAAGAGGAUAUGAACGAAAUGGAUCAAUAAUGUGAUGGUUGAAA